Molecule: messenger RNA, 3765 nt
Organism: Doryrhamphus excisus (bluestripe pipefish)
Lineage: Eukaryota; Metazoa; Chordata; Actinopteri; Syngnathiformes; Syngnathidae
Source: RefSeq, a predicted model, not a curated record
AUGUGUCAAGUCCAAAUGCUGAGAGCGUUGGUGAAUCAGCGACUAACUGCGGCUGUUGAAGAAAUAUUUGUAGUGUUGGAAAGAACCAUAGCAGAGUACGAGGAGGAACUUUCUCGAACAAAAGAGGAGAACGAGCGACAACGUCAACUACUGGACGCCGUUUUCAAGCCUGGAAUGUCGUCACACAGAUCAGAUGUCAGUGAAGAACAUCUUCCCCCUGAGCAGCAGGAGCGGAGAUCCAGGGGGGAGCAGGAGGAGCCCCGGCACCCCAACAUUAAAGAGGAGGAGGAGGAGCACAGCAUCAGCCAGGAGGGAGAGCAUCCGGAAGGACCGGAGGAGUUCCCAGUGAUCGGUGUCAUUGUGAAGAGUGAAGAUGAUGAAGACAACGGUGAAGGUGAGGAGAAGAGAGAGGCGGAGCCUCCAAGCAGCAGCUCAACUCAACACAUGACAACAGAAGCUGAUGGAGACCACUGUGGAGGAUCGCCAGCAGACUUGGCUCCGCUCUCAGACAGUGACGACACGUCACAGUGUGCCGACACUGACGAAGAAGACCCCAAAGCUGAUAAGACAAGUCAAAGUGACAACACACACUGGAAAUGUUCUCUGUGUGACAAAACGUUUGGCAAGAAGAGGAACCUGAAAAGACACAUAAGGAUCCACACAGCGGAGAAACGAUUCAUGUGCUCCUUCUGCGGUAAAAGAUUCUAUCAUAAGGGACAUUUUGAAACCCACAUAAGAACGCACACCGGAGAGAAACCUUUUUCUUGCUCAGUUUGUGGCAAAAGUUUCUCUCAGAAGAUAACUUUGAUAGCGCACAUGAGAACGCACACCGGAGAGAAACCCUUCUCCUGCUCAGUGUGUGGUCAGCGAUUCACAUACAGUACAAACUUGACGGCGCACAUAAGAAUCCACACCGGGGAGAAACCUUUCAGCUGUUCGGUGUGCGGUAUAAGAUUUGCACGGAAUUUUGAUUUGAAAAAGCACUUGACAAAACACAGCGGGUAAAGAUGGUAAAGAUUGUGAACGGUAACGAUCCUUGGCGGUAACGAUCCUUGGCGGUAACGAUCCUUGGCGGUAACGAUCCUUGGCGGUAACGAUCCUUGGCGGUAACGAUCCUUGGCACCUGAGGCGCCAGCAUUUGCCGACACAGAAAGACGAGGAAGAUCGAUUGUCUUCCAGGCGUCAUGAGGGAACUAUGCACAGUUCGUAUUGCUCUUUAGAAGAAAUAAGAACGUUCUGGUGAAAUGUUGUCUAAAUGUUGUCUAGCACAGGUUUUAGCCACAAGGUGCUGGUCCCCCGUUUUCCAGAAGGGACAAUUGGGUUCAAAACCUGGUGGAUUCUGUCAAUGCUUUUAGAAAUGGCCUUUUGUUGCGGGUCAGAUAGAUGAUGGACUUUCUUUAUUGUCAUUGCACAAUAACACAGCAGUGAAAUUGCCAACGAAAUGUUGUUGCCUGGCUCCCGUAUAUAAUAAAUAAUAAUAAUUAUGGCAAAGGAGAAAUUGUGAGUCUCAGCAAAACAUGAAACUCCUAUAUGACCGUCGAGAGCAACACCAGUUCAGUCCAGGAGACCAGGUUUUGGCUCUGGCCUGUAGUGAGCUCACAUUUCAAGCUAAGCAUACCGGUCCUUUUCCUGUGACGGACCAGGUUUCACAUUUGAAUUCUUUUAUUUCAACACCCGGCCGGAGAAAAGCGUGUUCCCGACGAGCUGAUGGUUAGCUAACCCGAAGGACCAUGUGCGGCCUGUCCUAGCUGUCGGUCCUGUGUCCUUGCAGGAGGGGGACGGUUAGCUGGAGCUGGAUGACAGUUGGUUGUGUGGUCGCUUAAAAUCUUCUCAGUCGCUCCCUGAGUUGGAGAAGCUCUUGUCUCUUUGCCAGAGAAGAAACGCAAUGAUUGGCUGAUUUGGUGCAGCACCUGGGCGGACGCUCCACCCCCAGCAGCUCUCUCCUCUCCUGGACUUCACGCUGCACCAUGCUGCUUUUUGUUUGGCUGUUUGUUUACAUUUGUUACAAUAAAUCAUCUAAAAACCUCCACGGUCCCUGCCACAACCCAUGAGCAAGGUGGUGCAACCAUACAAUUGGACAGUAGACACAAGACUGCAUGAACACAAAGCUUUCAAAGGAUUGGGAUCUCUGAAGCCAUCUAGCGGUAACACCGAGUCAUUGCACUUGGAUCACACAUGGAUGCGUGACCACGUGAUCAAGACCUUAACAUGCAAUUAAACUUAUUGGCACAUGUUAUGAAAACGUACAUGAAAGUAAUUUACUGAGUUCUACAACACACACAGUGGUGGAAAUCUAGAUGGAACUGUUGAGGGCACGAAGCCAAGACGACAGAGAACAUUGAGAACAUUGAUCCAAUUGAAUCCAAAGGAUCACAUCUGGGACAUCAUGUCUCGCUCCAUCCACCAACGCCAGGUUGGACCACAGACUGUUCAGGAGUUGGUGGAGGCUUGAGUCCAGGUCUGGGAGGAGAUCCCGUAGGAGAACGCCGCCGCCUCAUCAGGAGCAUGCCUCGGCUUUGUAGGGAGGUCACACGGGCAUGCGGAGGCCACACCCACGACUGAGCCUCAUUUUGACUUGUUUAAAAGAUCAAAGUUGGAUCAGCCUGUAGUGGGUUCUUCCACGUUCAUUUGGAGUUUAACUCCAAGUCCAUUCCUCCACGGGUUGAUACGUUUGACUUUCAUUGAUCAUUUUUGGGUGAUUUUAUUGUCAGCACAUCCAAUCAUGGAAAGAACAUUCAUUCGUUUUCUACCGCUUAUCUUCACGAGGGUUGCCGGGGUGCUGGAGCCUAUCCCAGCUGGAAAGAACAAAGUAUCUCAUCCAAAUAUUUCACUCACUCAGAUCUACAACGUGUUACUUUGGUGUUCCCUUUAUUUCUUCAGCAGUUUAACCUCGGACGGCUGAUCCCAACAAGCAGUCCUUCAGGAAGGAACGUCUGGACCAUGACCAGGGGUCUACUGGCUCACCGAGCCGUCCUCUUCUGGGUGGGACACUGCUCGGUCUGAGUGAAACCAGUGAGUUGUUUUACUGCAUUGAAAUGGUCGACGUGCAUGAAGAAGACAGUAUUACGAAGACGUCACACGAGAUGGCGACAGAAUAAGAUAAGAUAAGAUAAGAUAAGAUAAGAUCUAUUUAUUUGCUGCUGCUCUCCCCAGCACACGUGUGAUUGCUGACCUGGUACUUAUAAGAGAAUCUUUCAUCACACACGCUGCAGCUAAACACUUUCUCUCCCGUGUGUCGUCUUGUGUGCGCCAUCAAAUUUGUAUUUCGAGUAAAUCGUUUGCCACAGACUGAGCAGGGAAAUGGUUUCUCGCCGGUGUGCCCUCGAAUGUGUGUUUUCAAACUUUGCCUUUGAGAAAAUCUUUGAGCACACACGUGGCAACAGAACGGUUUCUCCCCCGUGUGUCUCCUCAUGUGUCGCACCAAUGCCGACCUCUGGCGGAACGCUUUGCUGCAGAUGGAGCAGGGAAAAGGUUUCUGUCCAGUGUGUGUUUUCAUGUGACUUGCUAAUUGCGUUUUGAAUGCUAAACCUUUCCCGCAAACUGAGCAGAUGAAAGGUUUCUCACCCGUGUGUAUUCUUGUGUGCUUAAUCAGUGCCGAACUUUCAUGAAAACCUUUGCUGCAGAUGGAGCAGGAAUAUGGUUUUUCUCCAGUGUGCGUUCUGACGUGUCUUUUCAGGUAAUCCUGGCGGGAGAAUCUUUUGUUACACACUGAGCAAGCAAAAGGUUUUUCUCCGGUGUGACUUCUCAUGUGUCUUAUCAAAAACG